UGAUUUUGAUCAUAUUGGAAACGCCCUCAUUCACGCACAUUUCGUUUUCUGCCCACUUUUAGCCCGUUUUACGACCUGCGGGCCACUUUCUCGUUGUUCUACAGGUUCAUCUUCUGCAAAAACGUCUCGACCACGGAUGCACGGAUGCAACUUUCGGCAACUUAGUAGGUCUUCCCGGCUGACAGAAAGCAAUGAAAGCAAAGGAUGGAUGUGGGAUGGAGGCAUCCCUCUCCUACUGCUAGCUUCUAGGUUCUUAGGAAAGCAGCGCAGCAGCGGUACAAAAGCACACCAACUACCAACUUUUUAAACGUAAACAACUCGGAGCUUGAGCAGAAGAGGAAAUAAUGGCCAACGAAUUUUCGGGAUUCAUCGAUGGAAUUGAAGGGAUUUCUGUUGACUGCUUCAGAAAGGAAAACUUGCAAAGAUGCGACUUGUUUUUUCUUUCAAAUUACCACAAAGAGGAUUUUCAGCGCUUUUGUGGGCAGGCCGUCAAUCGAAGCCGGCAAUAUUAUGUCAGUCCCACAAAAACACUCUACUGCAGCCUCCGCACUGAGCAAAUGAUAAUGAAUGUGAUGGGUUCAGUCUCAUUUUCAGGAUUCAAAAUAGAAGUAUUUGAUAUCGAUCAAACCCUUAAAAUUCCCCUACCCAAUGGCAGGGAACUGAAAGUGACGGCGAUUGAUGCAAAUCAUUGUAUGGGCUCCAUAAUGUUUUUGUUUGAGACGGAGCAGAAAAUUGUUCUCUACACAUCUGAUUUUCGUUGCACAACAGACCAAGUGCAGCAAAUAAAAGCUCUACGCAACCUAGACGGCAGCUACAAAAGUUUAGAUACACUGUAUGUUGACUGCUCUUUUUUGGAGCAUCAUUAUUUUGAAUACCCAACUGUAGACAAUUUGGCUCGCGUCUUAAUUGAAAAGAUAGAGAAGUUUGAAAAUCCAAAUGAAAAAGUCCACAUACAUUCAAAUGAACUAAUAAAGGAGACACUGAUGAUCAAGAAGCUCUCAAUGCACUUUGUGAAAAAAAUUCACAUCUCAUCUGACAUAAAAAAGAUGUAUAACAAUGUACAAAAUAUGGAUAAGUAUAUGACUGAUGCUUCUGAGACGAGCAUCCACAUGUGCAUGUCUUCUUCUUGUGACAUCAACGGCAUGGGCUUGAGAAUAAAAUUGAAAGAUACUGUGCCCGAAAACAUCACUGAGGAAGAAGAAUCAAACUCGCAAAUGAUCGAAGAAAAUGGACCUGAGCUCACUGUGGCACACACCAUUCAUGCGACAUUCGACGAAGUAAAGGGCUUGAUGCAAAUUUGUAACCCAGCAAAAGCAAUACCCUGCGUUAUACCAAGGAAGACCACAAAGGAACAGGCUGAAUACAAGUUAAAUGUCAUGCUUGAGGAGGCAACGAAAAUUGCAGAAACGGAACACUUCCAAUUUGACGGCUUUAUAGAAGGUUUUGAUGGAAUUGCUGUUGACAGAUUCAACGACAAGCAUGUACAAACUUGCUCUGCCUUUUUCCUCUCUCACUGCCACCUCGAUCACAUGCAGAAUAUUGAAAAUCUUCUGGAAACCCCGUUUCAAAACUCAACUCUUUAUUGUACUGAAGAGAGCUUCAAAAUUCUGAACAACAUAAAAGAAAAUUUAAACUUGCAAGGAAGAUAUUAUGACUCAUUCUUCAGAAAGAUUCAACCUCUAAAAUGGGGUGUGAACUCAAUUCAAAUUGAUGUAAUGGAGAGGUGCUAUGACCCGAACCUACCGGAGAGGGAUGCAUCACAUUCUUAUACAAUCACAGUCACCACAAUUCCUGCCAAUCACUGCUUGGGCUCUUGCAUGUUUCUAUUUGAAAAUUCCAUAAACAAAGAAACGGUGCUUUUUACCGGUGAUUUUCGUUUCUAUGAAGUCCAGCUUCCAAAUAUCAAGGAGCUACAUUCUGAGGAUGGAACUGUCAAAGAAUUGGACUUGGUUUAUUUGGACACUACAUUUUUCAACCAAGUGAACCAGAAGAAAGAUUUUCCAACUGAAGACGAGAGCUUGCAAAUGAUUGAAAGCGAAAUCAAAGAAUAUUUUGAAAAGGACAAAUUUGCAUUCAUUGAGAUCAGGCAACCAGCAUACCUUUGCACUGGAGAAAUCUACAAGAGAUUAAGCCGGACAUUUGGAAAAAAAAUUUGGGUUCAUGAUAAGCAUGCCCAAUAUUACAAAGGAUUCAAAGAUAUUGAGUCAUGCUUGGUAACAGAUUCCUCGCCGAGACGAAGCAGCAUACAUAUUUGCAGGACAGGGUCCUACACUCAAAAGAGUAACAGAUAUCCGUAUUGGAACAGCACAAGACAAUGCAAACCGUACUAUGUUGAGACAUGUGUGAGAAUUUAUUCAACUGCAAUGUACUUUGCAAGUCAGUUGGAAAUGACAAGUCGGUUGGAACUUGAACGAAGAGAGGCUGAUCACAAUAGAGAUGUUCGCAUAGCUAUUUCAAAACACAGUGGGCACAAAGAAAUUGUUGCUUUUCUCCGUUACUUCAAACCAAAGCAAGUCGUUGCUUGCGUGGAUAACCCAAAGGGAGGCUCCACCAUGGGAGAGAUCCAGAGUGACUUAAACAAACUUGUCGACGAAAUCAAUGCCAACAAGAAAUUAACCUCCCAAAGUCCUGCCAAGAGAAGGAAACUGAACUGAACAAUAGUAAUUUUUGAG
Messenger RNA from Neocloeon triangulifer, 2672 nucleotides. RefSeq lists its product as uncharacterized. The coding region runs from base 345 to 2654 and encodes 769 amino acids. Gene Ontology annotation, molecular function: 5'-3' DNA exonuclease activity; damaged DNA binding. Lineage: Eukaryota; Metazoa; Arthropoda; Insecta; Ephemeroptera; Baetidae. The transcript has 16 exons. The record is from RefSeq and is a predicted model, not a curated record. Gene Ontology annotation, biological process: interstrand cross-link repair; protection from non-homologous end joining at telomere; double-strand break repair via nonhomologous end joining.